ACCGAAACCAAACCCAUAUCCAUCCCCCUCUCUAUUUCUCAUCUCAAUCUAACCCUAACCCAAUACUCUACUCACGAUCCUUCAAAGAGCAAGACCACCCCCCAUCCCAUACCUAUUUUCUCUCCUCCUCAUCUCUUCCUCCUCGCUUCUUUUCUCUCCCAAAUCCUCAACAAACAAAAUUAACCCUAACCUUAUUUUCGCUGUACCUUCAACAGCCAAGGGUGAAGAAGCAAUAGCAUGCCUAUUUCAGCUCCAGUUUUGUUGGUGGCACCACAAAUCUGCUCAGCGACUCCCUCCUCCUUUCUGCUCAAUCCUGGUUCACUAAACAAGGUAAACAAUUAAAAGCAACCCUAAAAGAGAGACACCCCAAGUCUUCCUUUUCCUUUUCUUUGCUAGCUCCUCAUCCCACUUUCUCUCUCUCCUUUUGAAUUUGUCUACUCAACACGAACCUUUUAACUCUAGCUUUAGCUAGCUAGCUAGCACUCAUUUCUAUCCUCAAUUUCUUGCUACUUUAUUGGGUUCUUUGUUUUUAAGGGAAAGAAUAAGGUUGUUUUGUUUUGUAAGUACUGAAAAUUUAAGCAUAAAGAUAUGGACACCCAUUCUCUUCCCCCUCCUUUCCAUACAAGAGAUUUCCACCUGCAUCACCAGCAGCAGCAUCCUCAGUUCCACCACCAGCAACAGAAUUCCGAAGACGAGCAAACCGGAAGCAGCGGCCUUAACAAGGGACAGAAGAGAGAGCGGGAUAUCGACAACAAUGACAGCGGUGGCAAUGGAGGUGAAUUAGGCAAAGAGCUCAAUGUUACCAUGUCCGGUGGUGACGGAUCAGAAAUGACGAGAAGGCCCCGAGGAAGACCUGCUGGAUCCAAGAACAAGCCCAAGCCCCCCAUCAUCAUCACCCGGGACAGCGCCAAUGCGCUCCGCACCCACGUCAUGGAGAUUGCCGACGGGUGCGACAUAGUGGAGAGUGUUGCCACCUUUGCUCGCAGGCGCCAGAGAGGCGUCUGCAUUAUGAGCGGGACCGGCACUGUCACGAAUGUGACCCUCAGGCAGCCCGCCUCCCCAGGGUCUAUUGUGACCUUGCACGGUCGAUUUGAGAUCUUGUCAUUAGCAGGGUCUUUUCUGCCUCCUCCAGCCCCGCCUGCCGCAACUGGUUUAACUAUAUAUCUGGCAGGAGGGCAAGGGCAAGUAGUAGGGGGAAGCGUUGUGGGAACGCUAAUUGCAUCUGGCCUUGUUAUCAUGGCGGCUUCGUUUAGCAACGCGGCAUAUGAGCGGCUUCCACUGGAGGAAGACGAGGGUCAACUACCGAUGCAAAGCGGAGGAGGUGGAAGUCUUGGGUCUCCAAGCGGAGUUGGUCAUCAGAACCAGCAACAACAGCAUCAGCAGCAACAACUUAUGGCGGAAGCUGCAAACUCAAAUCCGCCUCUUUUUCAUGGGUUACCUCCCAAUCUCCUGAAUUCCAUGCAAUUGCCAGCCGAGGCAGCGUACUGGGCUACUGGCCGCCCGCCAUUCUAACCACCGGACCAUCCUAUUGGAUCAUCACGAGAGCUAAUUCACUUUGUCAUCAUCAACUACAUGUUACCAGAUGCGUCAUCACCGACUAUGUAGCUAAGUAGUAGCUAUGUGGAUAGAAGAAUUUGCGUUUGUCGUCGAUCAGCAUUUCAGAUUUUUAGUAUGUUUUCCUUCUUUUUUUUGAGUUUUGUUUUUAGCAUUAAUUAAUAUUCGAUAAGUAGAUCACGUACCAUAUGUUUUACAUGUUUGAUUGAAAGAUUGUAUAUUUCAUGGAUUAUUCUUGGUGAGUUUUUUAUUUGUGAAACGUACUACUGCCAGAGCUUGUUUAAUAUGAAGAGAAACAACAUCCAAGAAGAACAAUCUGUUUUCAAGCUGGCUUGU
Molecule: messenger RNA, 1890 nt
Organism: Pyrus x bretschneideri (Chinese white pear)
Lineage: Eukaryota; Viridiplantae; Streptophyta; Magnoliopsida; Rosales; Rosaceae
Product: AT-hook motif nuclear-localized protein 24
Biological process (GO): vegetative to reproductive phase transition of meristem
Cellular component (GO): nucleus
Molecular function (GO): minor groove of adenine-thymine-rich DNA binding; DNA-binding transcription factor activity
Source: RefSeq, a predicted model, not a curated record